ACCAGUAGGCUCGAUCACACACUAAUAUAAACCCAGCCUUUACUCUAUAUAUAUACCACUUCUUGCUUAUAUCCCUGCAUUGCCAAUUUCACUUUGAAAUUCCCAGGAAUAAUAAUGGCUUCAGCUUCUUUUGUCCAGUUCAUUCUUCAACUCUUGCUAGUCAUCUCUUUGUUUAAUGUGUGUUUUGCUUCGAGAAAGCUUAAUGCUUUAUAUGAAAACCAGCCUAACCAGCUUAUGCAAUACCACAAGGGCUCACUGCUUUCCGGCAAGAUUUCUGUCAACUUGAUCUGGUACGGCAAAUUCAAGCCAUCCCAAAGAGCCAUCAUCUCCGAUUUCAUUACCUCUCUUUCCGGUUCCGAGAAAAGCCGGCCUUCUGUGAAUACUUGGUGGAAGACGACGGAGAAGUACUACUCCCUUGCUAAUUCCAAGAACCCUCUUUCGCUCUACUUAAACAAGCAAGUCCUGGACGAGAGCUACUCGUUAGGGAAAUCGUUGACUCAGGAACAACUCGUCAGCCUUGCCUCCAACGGCGAGCUCAAGGACGCUAUCAAUGUAGUGUUGACAGCCGCCGAUGUCUCCGUCCCCGGGUUCUGCGUUAACCGCUGCGGAACCCACGGUUCUUACGGUUCCAAAGCUGCCCGCGUCAAGGGGAAGAACAACAAGUUUGCCUACAUUUGGGUCGGCAACUCGGAAACUCAGUGCCCAGGAUACUGUGCCUGGCCGUUCCACCAGCCCGUUUACGGCCCGCAGAGCCCACCCCUGGUUGCGCCUAACAACGACGUGGGUUUGGACGGAAUGGUGAUUAACUUGGCCAGCCUGCUCGCCGGAACCGCUACAAACCCAUUUGGAAACGGGUACUACCAGGGAGAGGCCGGCGCGCCGCUUGAGGCCGCCUCCGCAUGUCCAGGAGUUUAUGGAAAAGGAGCUUAUCCGGGUUACGCCGGUGACCUGUUGACCGACCCGACAACUGGUGCAAGCUACAAUGCACAUGGUACAAAUGGGAGGAAAUACUUGCUUCCUGCUUUGUAUGAUCCUUCCACUUCAUCAUGUUCCACUUUGGUAUGAGAGUAUGUAGAAUCGAUCUGCUAAUACUUGUAGAGUAGACUAGUAGAGUGAUUAAUAUAUAAUAUAUUCUUUUGUUUUCUUGUUUGACAUUAAAUAAUAAUCUACAAUACAAUAUCUCC
Messenger RNA from Ipomoea nil (Japanese morning glory), 1184 nucleotides. RefSeq names its product protein EXORDIUM-like. The transcript has a single exon. Lineage: Eukaryota; Viridiplantae; Streptophyta; Magnoliopsida; Solanales; Convolvulaceae. The coding region runs from base 115 to 1065 and encodes 316 amino acids. The record is from RefSeq and is a predicted model, not a curated record.